This is a messenger RNA of Hermetia illucens (black soldier fly), 1383 nucleotides long. Its product is annotated as CD63 antigen. The transcript has 5 exons. The coding region runs from base 377 to 1258 and encodes 293 amino acids. Lineage: Eukaryota; Metazoa; Arthropoda; Insecta; Diptera; Stratiomyidae. The record is from RefSeq and is a predicted model, not a curated record. Gene Ontology annotation, cellular component: membrane.
CUCGCCACAAAACAAAACUGCUCGGCUUUGAAAAUAUAAAGAUAAAACGUCAAAGCCGACAACGAUGAUAAGAUAAGAAAGUCUAUAACGAAAACGGAAAAUAAUAUACGCAUAGAAUUCACCUGAACGAUUUUUCAUUACAGUCAUAUAUUUUUUAUUCACACGGACAACAAACGCGAGAGUGAAAUUCACGGACGAAUAAAGUUAACUUUAUUUCUCUUUCCGUCGUUUUACGAUAUAUCGAUUAAUUGUGUGCAACUCUAGGCUAGUCCCAAGAUUUCGCUACUAGUUUACGUGAAACCAAGUGCUGGUUGGAAAUAGAGUGUGGCGGUGUUUCAGAGAAAGUGCAGUGAAUUAUAUAAGGAAAAAUACGGAAAUGGCGGCCGAUAAUCCCUACAAUUUAAAUGCUGGGAUGAAGUGUGUGAAGUAUAUGUUGAUCAUCAUCAACUUCAUGUUCCUGCUUACAUCGAUUCUUUUGAUUCUGGUUGGAACAACAAUCCAAACUAUCUUCGGAGAUUUCAAAACAUUUAUAUAUGAAAAUUUCCUAUCACCUCCCGCACUCCUUGUAGCCGUCGGAUGUAUCCUAAUGAUCGUUGCCACAUUUGGAUGCUUCGGGGCUCUACGAGAAAGCACUAUGUUAAUAAAUGUCUAUGGAGUUUUCCUUCUUCUGGUGUUCAUUCUCGAAGUUGCCGCCGCAAUAGCUGCUUUCGCUCUGCAGGGCCAAAUUUACAAUAUGUUGGUUCGUACCAUGGGAUCAGCUUUGCACUUCUACGAGACUGAUGAAGCUGCUCAUGCUGCCGUUGAUUUUAUGCAAGAAGGGCUCCAAUGUUGUGGCGUUUUUGAUCCAAAGGACUGGGAUACAUUACUCAAUGUGCCAGAAGGAAAUGAUACCUCCAAACUAUAUGUACCAAACUCUUGCUGUGCUGGAUUCAAUGAUGAUUCACAAGAAUGCGUAUUCUACUACACAUCUGGAUGCCUGAACAGGAUGGUCUUCGUCAUCUCGCAGAGUGCGACCCUAAUCGCUACCGGAGCAACAACUGUAGCUUUUGUUCAGCUACUUGGUGUCGUCUGCGCCUUCAUGCUAGCCAAAACAAUUCGCCGUACUAAAUCACUACGUGCAGCUCGGAAAUGGCAACUACAGCACAGCCUUGGUUUGGACGCCAGCGGUAAGAGCGUAUACGAUCCACAAUAUACGCAAUUGGAGAAGUCUGAAUUGACAACGGAGCCGAUCACCUACAAGAGUCCAAGUGUGAACUAGGACAUUUAUGCUAUAUGCCAUACGUGGUACUUCAUGUAUUAUUGCAAAACCAAAAACAAUCUAUUUAAAUAAAGCUUUAUUUUGUAUAUGCUCUUGAGAAAUAAAUAAAAGGUCUUUAUAUUAUA